This is a messenger RNA of Rotaria socialis, 1149 nucleotides long. The record is from the annotation of a GenBank genome assembly. NCBI's taxonomy places the organism in Eukaryota, Metazoa, Rotifera, Eurotatoria, Philodinida, Philodinidae.
AUGAAUUCUCUCGAAGCGGAAUACUCAUUUCUUGCGCCAACUUGGAAACUACCUACGGUAGCAACGACGUCCCUUUAUCCGAAUGGUUAUGAUGGAUCGUAUUCACCACCAGGAUCAAGAAUAAAUAAUUCUGAUGCGUUCACUUGGAAUAAUACAGCACACAAUUCCCGAUAUAUUCCUCCAAGUCCAAAUCGUGGAAAUCAUCCUCCGACUCUAAAUCAGCAGCCAGUAAAACGUUCUCUACCACCCGGUCCAUCACACCCUCAAACGCAUCAACAUUCAAAAGAUCAAUAUCAAAAUAAUGAAAAUUCCUAUGGUAAUAUUGAUUUCUCGAUAAAUAAUGCUUCUCAAGAUGAAUAUCAUAUCCCAUUACAACAACAUCGCCAUAAUGGUUAUUUAAAUCAGCACAAUGAAAAUCGAGCUGUUAACUAUCCUCCACCACCGCCGCCUCCUCCGCCACCAAUACAAAAACGUGUACAAAUUAUUGAUCAUAACCGUCACACACCAUCGACAGAUUAUAUGUCCGGUAGAGAAAGUCAUGAUUCUUCGCCGCAUGAAAAUCGUUCACCAGAAUCAAAUCAAUAUCAAUCGAAAUUGAAAACACAUCGUAAUCAAGUCGAUGACAAUAAAUCUGAUACAACAACUUCCAAUAUGCCUCGUUCAAAUCAUUUUAAAAUUCAUGAAUAUCUUUAUGGUCUAGCAGCGCCCGAUCCCGGCAGUUAUGUCAGUGCGUAUAAAAAUCAUCGACGCCGUUUACAAGAUGAAAAAGUCAAACAUAAAGCAGUUAUGACACAGUACAAAACUUUUGUACAAAAUGGCGGCUUUGGUCCGGCAUUCGGAAGCGAUGAUUAUCGAACAUACGAAGAAAAACUUGAAACAGAACAAAAGAGAAAAAUGUAUUCAAAAGUUGUCAAUCAAGUAAAUCAAUAUAAAAUUGAAGAGCAAAGACGUGCUCAAAACAACGGCGGACAACAUAGAUCUCCCGGAUAUGCUGCACCAAAACAACGAUCCGUCAAAUAUACUGACGCGACGCGAUCUCAUUUUCUGUCUUCCGAAGAGGUGAGAGAUUUCGAAAGAAAAAUCAAACGCGAACAUGCUGCCAAUUGUAAAUGUUCUUUACAUGCAAAACACAAUCAAUUAUCUACUUAA